This is a messenger RNA of Zootermopsis nevadensis, 3829 nucleotides long. NCBI's taxonomy places the organism in Eukaryota, Metazoa, Arthropoda, Insecta, Blattodea, Termopsidae. The record is from RefSeq and is a predicted model, not a curated record.
CUAUAAACCUAUUUUUAUUUGGUGAGUUAUUGUUCAAGUUACGAUCAAAGAGGAUUGUUAUUGAUAGUUGUUCUGUGCUAGUUACUGGUUGGUGUAGCUGGAAUGUCUAUUUCACGUUUGGCGACAAUCCAAAUCAAAUAUUCCCUUCGGCCUAUAGCAGGGUCUAUAGCCAGUUGCUCAGGAUGAGUGGAAUGAUUAAACUGCCGGCAAUUCUUGCAAAGAAUGUGACAACCAACACGUUGAGCGCGGUUGGCCGACCAGUAAUCGCAGCCCGAAAGAUUCAUUUUACAGUUGAUGGAAAGCAGACAGAAGCCAAAGUCUCCCAGAUUUCUCGAGACUAUGCAGUGGUGGACCACACUUAUGAUGCAGUGGUUGUUGGUGCUGGUGGGGCAGGGCUCCGGGCAGCCUUUGGUCUUGUUGCAGAAGGAUUCAAGACAGCUGUUAUUACGAAAUUAUUUCCAACUCGAUCACAUACAGUUGCUGCUCAGGGUGGUAUCAAUGCUGCUCUUGGAAACAUGGAGCAAGAUAACUGGCAGUGGCACAUGUAUGAUACAGUGAAGGGUUCUGAUUGGUUGGGAGACCAAGAUGCAAUUCAUUACAUGACAAGAGAAGCACCAAAAGCUGUGAUUGAGCUUGAGAAUUAUGGUAAAUAGAUAGAGACUUUGCAGGCAUUUGAUAUACACCAGCGAGCAUUUGGAGGACAGUCACUCAAGUUUGGUAAAGGAGGUCAAGCCCAUCGGUGUUGUUGUGUAGCGGAUCGAACUGGCCACUCACUCUUACACACGUUAUAUGGCCAGUCUUUAAGAUAUGACUGCAACUAUUUUGUUGAAUAUUUUGCUCUUGACUUGCUGAUGGAAGAUGGUGAAUGUCGUGGAGUAAUUGCCCUGUGUUUGGAAGAUGGAAGUAUCCAUAGGUUCCAGUCAAAGAGCACGGUUUUGGCAACUGGAGGCUAUGGUCGAACUUUUUUCUCGUGUACUUCGGCCCACACAUGCACAGGUGAUGGUACAGCUAUGGUAUCUAGAGCAGGGCUCUAUAAUCAAGACUUAGAGUUUAUACAGUUCCACCCAACAGGUAUUUAUGGAGCUGGUUGCCUCAUCACAGAAGGUUGUCGUGGAGAAGGAGGAUAUCUGAUCAAUGGUGAAGGUGAACGGUUCAUGGAACGUUAUGCUCCCGUAGCAAAAGACUUGGCUUCUCGUGACGUUGUAUCAAGGUCCAUGACUAUUGAAAUCAGAGAAGGAAGAGGGUGUGGGCCUGAGAAAGAUCAUGUGUUCCUUCAGUUGCAUCAUCUGCCACCAGAGCAACUGGCUGCUAGACUUCCUGGCAUCUCAGAAACAGCCAUGAUCUUUGCUGGUGUUGAUGUGACACGUGAACCAAUUCCAGUGCUGCCAACAGUUCACUAUAACAUGGGUGGCGUCCCCACCAAUUACAGAGGACAAGUGUUGACUGUUUCUGGAGGAAAGGAUGCAGUUGUACCAGGUCUUUAUGCCUGUGGUGAAGCAGCCUCCUCAUCAGUACAUGGUGCUAAUCGUCUUGGUGCCAACUCAUUGCUUGACCUUGUUGUUUUUGGACGUGCCUGUGCAAAGACCAUUGCAGAGGAAAAUAAACCUGGGGAAUCCAUUGGUUCUCUCAAAGCUAAUUCUGGUGAAGUAUCAGUUGCAAAUUUAGACCAUUUGCGACAUGCUGAUGGGCCUCUGACUACGGCAGCUUUGCGUCUAAACAUGCAAAAGACGAUGCAGGCUCAUGCAGCUGUAUUUAGGACAGCUGAGACUCUUCAGGAAGGUGUGAAGAAAAUGCAAGGACUGUAUAAGAAGUUGGAUGACCUGAAAGUUUCUGAUCACAGUCUGAUCUGGAACUCAGAUUUGGUGGAGACUUUGGAACUACAGAAUCUCAUGCUGAAUGCCAUGCAGGCCAUUGUCGCAGCUGAGAACAGGAAGGAGUCACGUGGUGCCCAUGCUCGCGAGGAUUUCAAGGAAAGAAUCGAUGAAUAUGACUACUCGAAACCAACUCAGUCACAGACAAAACGACCAUAUGAGCAGCACUGGAGAAAGCAUACUCUUACAUCUAUCAACUCCAAGACUGGUGACGUUCAGAUCACAUUCAGACCUGUCAUUGACAUCACAUUGGAUGCACAAGAGUGUUCAAGUGUGCCUCCAGCUAUUCGUUCUUAUUAAGGGCCACGCGCAUACAAUUUCGUUAGUAUUAAUAUCAGUUUGCUUAACUUUCGUCUUUUUAUAUUACCACUUUUAGUGACAGAAACAAUUAUUUAUCAUCCCAGUCUUGGUCCCAGUCUUUGUAGGUAUUCUGAUAAUUACAUUAUGUAUUUGGUAUAACUGCAAUAACAUGUCAUCAGUGGAUUGUAUAGGCAUCAGUACUAAAAUAUAAUUAGUCAGUCAGUGAGUACAAAGUUGUGUUAAAUUUCCAUUCUGUAAACACAUUAGUUUUUGCGAUAAAAGGGCUUUAGUUUGGUGUCAUUUUAGUGUUUAUUAAAUUAAAAAUUUGAAUCUUAUGGAUAAAGGGUUUAAUCUUUUUCCAUGUUUAAAUUCAUACUCAUUAGUUUAUUUUUUUUGUGCGUUGUGUUGCUACACAAUCUUAUCAGGCUUAAAUUGCCAUUGAAUUAGAUGGGUUUAGGGUAAACAGAAUUGUUUUUAGAUUCUUUUGUUAGUGCUGUAUUGAAAACAUAAAUUAAGGAACUUAAACUUACGUGCAAUCAGCGAUUAUUAUGUACUUACUUGUUUGUCAAUGAUUAUUAAAAUCAGAGGUGAGAAGAUAGUAUCUGUAGGAGGCUGGUGUUGUGGGGGUAGCAAAUAUUGUUUAGAUUUUUUGUUUGUUGUUUGCUUGUGAAGAUUCAUCUUUGCAGCAAGUAGAUUUCAGUGAUAAGUUUGUCAAAUCAUAGCUUCAUGAACUUAUAACUGUAAUGUUAGUCUUUGUCCAGGGAGUGUAUGCCGAACAUCAAUCUUGGCAUUGUUCACAUUGCUCAUCAGAAUAGUCUUUCAUUUUAAAAGUUGCUUCAAUAUUGACAGUAUUUGUAAUAUACAUAGGUAACACUUCCAUGCUUCCUCACAUGUAUAACUACAAUAUUAAUGAAUUUGCAUAAAAUUUCCAAAUAAUUUUUAUGUGCAAUUUUAGCACAGUUUGUUACAAGUUUUAGGUUUUGACAGCAAUGAAAAUGUGGAUUAUGGUGUUCUGAUUUAUGAAUACACUGUAUCAUUACCCAGAAGGCCACAGUAUAUAUUUACUUAAUCAGUAUCUUCUUCUUCUGUGGCUCUCUGGUCCAUGGCCUCCUCAAUUAACCUCUUUCAUUCGGUCCUCUGUUAGGUCUGUCUGUCCGAGGCUUUGAUUGAGGUUUUGAAACAUCUUCCUUUUUACGUUGUAAGGUUGUUAGCCUUGCGACCGACCCCCAUCCAGUUUGGUGGUUGGUCGAUAUAGUAUUGUAUUAAUGAAAAAUGCAACUUAUUUUUUUCAUCCGUGUAUUGUAGCAAUACAAUUAUUAACAAACUGCUUUGUUGACAAGGUGAGCACAGGGCAGGUUCAAAGUUUGGAAAAGAGGGUUUUUGUCAACUCCUCCUUCACCGUUACCUUUUUACACAUGGCAGUUAUUGUAUAAAUAUUUAUGUUGGAGUCUCUUCUGCCACAUUUUCAUAACUGGAAUACCAGUUUACUUUGGCUCUGCUGCAUCACAUCAUUCUUUUAAUACAGUGAAUAUUAACGAAGUACAAGGAAAUAUGAUUUUGAAUUAGUUCCCUCUUGUGAUUUUUUAGCGCUAAUUGAAGUAAAACAGUAUACUUUGUACAUAAUAGGACAUAAAAGUACAACAGCUUAUGGUUUAAAG